ACUGACUCAAACAGCUGGGAUAACUAACAAGCCGAGACUCGGUCUGCUGUGUGGUCUUCAGUAACAAUGUCUGACACGGCUGAGGACGAAGUAAGCAAGAGUAAUGGUCCCAAAGAAGUUGAUGAAGGGGGACGGAAAACCGAAAUUUCACUACUAAAUAUUCCAUGCUUGGAAAAGGAAGACGAUGUUUUGCCUGGAAAUGAAACUACAGCACUUGGUGCAGCUACAAGAACGUCUUCGCCUAGCAAGAAGGUUAAGAAGACCAGCUACCUGCUGCUAACUGUCCUUUGUGGUAUUCUGCUUGGAAUCAGUCUCGGAUUUCUGAUGGGUCUCAGUGUAUUCUUCGUCGAGAUGAUAGACACGUUCCAGGAGUCUCGAGCUCAGACGUCACUCAUCCAAUCGGUGUGCUUGACAGUCCUGUUUGGCUUCGGAGCUCUAGGAAGUGUACUGUUAUCUCGGUUCGGCGUGAUGAGGACUGGGCUGUUCGGUGGUGUGUUGGCCACAGUGGGUUGUGUGGCAGCGAGCUAUGCCCAGUCAGUCCUGGUUCUCGUUGUCUGCAUCGGAGCACUUACAGGACUGGGACCCGGUCUGUUGUAUUUGGUAACAUUUUCUGUGAUGGGAGAGACUGUUGAAGACAGAAAACUCAGGCGCUUACUUUUAACCUUGAUGAUGUUCGGAGGUGGCAUUGGCGGGAUUAUCUACCCUUACUUUGGCAGCGUCUUAAUCGCGGAAUUUGGAUGGCGAAGAGCCUUCUUACUUUUAGGAGGAAUUUUGCUACACGGCUGUCCUAUCACCAUGGCGCUAUGCUCGUUGAAAUCACGAAUCGAACUAGUCGGCGGCAAAACAGACAACAAAAGCCAACAAUGGUGGAAGACGCUGAAGUUUGUCUUUAUUUAGAAGUAAACCCUUCCUCGUUGUCGGCCUUAGCAAAAUUGUUAUAUCUAUUUUUGCCAUAGGUCUUAAAAUUUUCCUGGUGGACAUUGCACGAUCGAAAGGUUUCGACUCUCAAACUGGCGCAUUUUUCGUUUCCAUUAUGGCACUUGCCAAUCUCGGCGGAAGAGCCGUAUGUGUUUUGUUGCUGUCGUUCUUUUCAAAAAUAUCGAGCCUGGCUCUGUACUUUCUUACGCUGUUCGCUGGAGGGUUAUCCGUGCUUCUAAUAACAUAUGCCAACACAUACACGUUUAUGUGUGUCGCGGUGGUUCUGUGCGGUUUUUCCUGGGGACCAGUGUUUUUUGUGUACCCUUCUGUCCUCAUGGAAGUGGUAGGAACUGAAUGUUAUACGUCAGCGCUUGGAUAUAUAAACACUGUUAGUGCUGCGGGAAAUUUGAUAGCAAGUCCAUUGGGUGGUAAGAUUACACAGACACAUCAUCAUAAACAACAUCUUCCACCUUUUUAAGUUGCAUGCCGGUAAAAAUUAUAAAAUACAGACAUUGGUUGUCUCGGUACAUCCAUCUCUGAGUCUGAAUCCAUCCACCUA
Messenger RNA from Gigantopelta aegis, 1477 nucleotides. RefSeq names its product monocarboxylate transporter 3-like. The transcript is spliced from 4 exons. Bases 67 to 897 code for a protein of 276 amino acids. Gene Ontology annotation, molecular function: monocarboxylic acid transmembrane transporter activity. Lineage: Eukaryota; Metazoa; Mollusca; Gastropoda; Neomphalida; Peltospiridae. Gene Ontology annotation, biological process: transmembrane transport. The record is from RefSeq and is a predicted model, not a curated record.